AUGGUCUUCAUCGACGUGGACCUGUCCCGGGCGCAGCGGCUCGCGAUCUUCGGCACCGUGCGCGGGAGGCGCGGCUCCGAGCUGAAGGUGCUGAGUGCUGUGGAGACCAAGAUGCAAGGGUACUUCGCGAGGAUCCGCAGCGAGGUUAUCAAUCGGGACAAGUACAAAGACCCGACGGGCACUUGGGGCACGGACACCAUGCAGUUCCGCGACGAGGGCGAGAUAUCAUACGCUCUGGGGAAGCAGGGCGGCACCCGCCGGAAACUGGAGCGGUCCUCUGGGGCGAUCAUCCAGUACGUCGGCAUGGAGACUGUCUGCUCCGGCACGAAGGCGGAGCGAAACCGCGCCAGGGACUACAUGAAGUGGCUCUUCCAGCAGCUUGAGGGCCCAGUGUAUGUGUGGGGCUGGGAGAACCGCGACGACUGCACUGUUGUCGACAUUCCUACGGAUUGUAUCGGCUACAUCACCGGGAACCGCCGGGCCACGCUCGGCGUCAUGGAGGAGGAGUGGGGAACUCUGAUGUUCUUCAUGAACGAAUCCGAGGAGAAGGGCCGCGGCCGCGGUGGCACCGAGAAGCUGGCCAUCUUCGGGCCGGAGCGGCCGCGGCGCGGCUCCGAGCUGAAGGUUAUGAGCGGCAUCGAGACCAAGAGCCCCGGGUUCUUCACGCGCGGCAUCCGGGAGAAGUCAUCAGACUUCCCGGGUUUCGACACCGACCGCAUGUUGUUUCGAGAUGAAGAGGUGAGCUACGCGCUUGGGAAAGAUGGGGCGACGCGCAAGAAGUUGGAGAUGGCGUCGGGCGCCAUCUUGCAGUACGUCGGGCACGUGGCGUUCAUCGCCGGGACGCUGGCGGAGCGGCGCCGCUGCAAGGAGUUCAUCCAGUGGUUGUUGCAGCAGCGCCGAGGCAGCGUGACAAUCUCGGACAUAAAGGACCGGGACGACGUGACAGAAGUGCACAUCCCCUCCAACUGCAAGGGCUGGGUCACCGGGAACCGCGGCAGCGAGCUGCGGCGCAUGGAGCAGGAUACGGGGACGUACAUGUUCAUGGCUCUGGACGCCAAGGGCGAAGAGCGAUUGCUCAUCUUCGGUGUAAACCCGGGCAGCAAGAUCAGGGAGGGCGGCCGGCUGCACGCGGAGAGGAUGGUGGACGAAAUGAUACAGGAGAAGCUGCGCGACGACGAGCGGCGCGGCGGCGGCCGCAGGAGGACGCGCUCCUCCAGCAGCGAGGACUCGCGGCGCUCGCGGAAGCGCAGGGACUGA
Messenger RNA from Prorocentrum cordatum, 1257 nucleotides. Lineage: Eukaryota; Dinophyceae; Prorocentrales; Prorocentraceae. The record is from the annotation of a GenBank genome assembly.